AUGAGACCCGCUCGACACAGAACAGCGGCGGGUACGAAGCGUGCGCGGGUUCCUUUUCACUUACUGACUCUUCUUCACACGAUCGAUCACCCUCUCCUCUCAAGAGCCGCCACACAUCGCAGAGAGGAGGCAGUGGAAUUGCUGACCUGUAAAUGUAUAGCUGCAAUGUUUAAUUUGACUUUUAAAUCCAGUAUUCUCUAUCUAUCUAUCUUUCUAUCUAACACUCUGUUCACAUCUGUCUACAUAUCUAUCUAUUUUUCUAUAAAUCUGUUCACAUCUAUCUAUCAGUCACUUCACAUUAUCUAUCGAUUUUCCUAUCAAUCUGUUCCAAUAUAUGCAAGUGUUUAUCUAUCUAUCUAUCUAUCUAUCUAUCUAUCUAUCUAUCUAUCUAUCUAUCUAUCUAUUAGUUCAUAUAUAUCUAUCUCAGUCUUUUAUCUCUCAGUUCAUAUCUAUCUAUCUAUCUAUCUAUCUAUCUAUCGCAGUCUUUUAUCUAUCUACCUUACUAUCUAUCUGUUCAUAUAUAUCUAUCUAUCUGUACAUAAGUAUCUAUCUAUCAGUUCAUAUAUAUCUAUCUCAGUCUUUUAUCUAUCUAUCUAUCUAUCUCAGUCUUUUAUCUAUCUAUCUAUCUAUCUAUCUAUCUAUCUAUCUAUCUAUCUUAGUCUUUUAUCUAUCUAUCUAUCAGUUCAUAUCUAUCUAUCUCAGUCUUUUAUCUAUCUAUCAAUUCAUUAUAUCUAUCGAUCUCAGUCUUUUAUCUAUCUAUCUAUCUGUUCAUAUCUAUCUAUCUAUCUAUUUAUCUAUCUGUUCAUAUCUAUCUAUCUAUCUAUCUAUCUAUCUAUCUAUCUAUCUAUCUAUCUGUACAUAAGUAUCUAUCUAUCAGUUCAUAUAUAUCUAUCUAUCUAUUUAUCUAUCUAUCUGUUCAUAUCUAUCUAUCUAUCUAUUGUACACCUUCAAUCAUAA
Messenger RNA from Acanthosepion pharaonis, 957 nucleotides. The record is from the annotation of a GenBank genome assembly. Lineage: Eukaryota; Metazoa; Mollusca; Cephalopoda; Sepiida; Sepiidae.